Messenger RNA from Clupea harengus (Atlantic herring), 3479 nucleotides. It is a transcript of the gene slc28a1, whose product is annotated as solute carrier family 28 member 1. NCBI's taxonomy places the organism in Eukaryota, Metazoa, Chordata, Actinopteri, Clupeiformes, Clupeidae. The record is from RefSeq and is a predicted model, not a curated record. Gene Ontology annotation, molecular function: nucleoside:sodium symporter activity. Gene Ontology annotation, cellular component: plasma membrane. Gene Ontology annotation, biological process: nucleoside transmembrane transport.
CAAAAGGCAGUCUUUAAAAACAGCCUAGUGACAGUAUUGCAGGAAAUAAGUGAGUAAGUGGGCAUCUUGUGGUUUCCUUUCUUUUAUUCACCUGCAAAAGACCUCCAUAAGUAAAUCAUGUUUGGUUUCAUUUGACUAAUAUGGCUUGUUGUAUACCAGAUAUUCCCUCAGUCUUUCACAGGUUGACUGAAUACUAGUUUAAGCCAUAUCUAAUUUAAAGUCAAUUAGUUGAAAGUUAAUUUAUUCUAAAUAAAAAUAAGAAAGGUGUAAAGGUUACACAGUUGCACAACAUAACAGGUCUGGGUAACAGUUUAUUUACUGGCGUUUCAGACUGGCUUCCACCCUUCAGGAGAUCUUUAUCACGAUGCUUCGUAGGAGUCUUGUGUCAUAAAUCAGUUCACACGCACUGGACAGUGCUAUUGUCCUGAGUCAGUGUUCCUUGGAAUUACUGAGCGUAUAUACACCACUACGUGGUUAAUUAAUGAUAAGGUCUGGGAGAGGGCAGAGUAUAUUUUAGUGUUCGUUUCAAACCACAUGGGAUUGAUCUCUGAGAAUACCAGGACACACAAUGGCGGAAACAAAUGAUAUUAAGCUGAACGGUGUGAACUGUAAUGAACAUGGGAUGGACAAUAAAGCAUUUGAAUCAGAGGAGGAGAGCACUGAUGGUGACAGCAAGGCAUCAGCUCAUGAAAAUGAUUUUGAUGAAAAGGGAUCGACCACGGAAUCAAAGUCAUGCUGCAGUAAGGUGUUUGAACCCAUCAAUGCGGCUGAACGUUACUGCAAGGCUCAUUCCAGAAUCAUCAAAUCCAUCAUGUUGGCCCUACUCGGUGCAGGCUAUGUUGCAUAUUUCAUCACGGCCUGUGUUACGGAUUUUAACAGGGCAAUUGCCCUUGUAGUUCUCACCUGUUUGGCAGUGGUCUCCAAAGUUUAUGAUCUUGUACAAAAGUACAAGGGAGAGGACAUAAAGAGGUGCUUCAAGCCCAUACACAGGUGUUUCAAGAACAACCUGAGAUGGUUAAAAUGGGUGUUCAUACUGGUGGUGGUUGGACUGCUUGUGGCCUGGCUGGCAGUAGACACCAGCAAGCGUCCAGAGCAGCUCAUAUCCUUCGGGGGCAUCUGUAUGUUCAUUGUGAUCCUGUUCCUCUCCUCUGCCCACAGAACAGCGGUGUCAUGGCGACCUGUCUUUUGGGGUCUUGGUUUUCAGUUUGCAAUUGGUUUGUUUGUUAUAAGGACAGAGCCAGGUCUCAUUGCAUUCAAAUGGCUUGGAGAUCAAGUCCAGAUCUUUUUGAAUUACACCAAAGCUGGGUCUGUAUUUGUGUUUGGAGAACUUUUGUCAGACAUAUUUGCCUUUCAAGCAUUGCCCAUUGUGGUGUUCUUCAGCAGCAUCAUGUCGGUCCUUUACUACCUUGGAAUAAUGCAGUGGAUUAUUAUGAAGAUUUCCUGGGUCAUGCAAGCAACAAUGGGCACUACGUCAACGGAAACGUUGAGUGUUGCAGGCAGCAUCUUUGUUGGCCAGACGGAAUCCCCGCUGCUGAUUCGGCCCUACCUGAAAGACCUGACCAAAUCAGAGAUCCAUGCUGUCAUGACAGGAGGCUUUGCCACCAUUGCUGGAAGUGUUAUGGGAGCAUUCAUCAAUUUUGGGAUCGAUGCCGGCUCUUUGAUAUCAGCCUCUGUUAUGGCUGCCCCUUGUGCCCUGGCCAUGGCUAAGCUUUCCUACCCCGAGACAGAAAAGAGCAAAUUUAAGUCCAGCAAAAAUGUGAAAGUGGAUGGAGGGGAUGAGCAAAAUAUUUUGGAGGCUGCUAGUGCAGGAGCCUCAACCUCCAUUGGACUCGUGGCUAACAUAGCAGCUAACCUGGUAGCAUUCCUUGCGAUCCUGGCAUUUGUGAAUGCAGCUUUGGAUUGGCUCGGGGGCUUGGUGGGAUAUCCAGGAAUCACAUUUCAGGAAAUCUGUUCCUAUGUCUUCAUGCCUAUCGCCUUCAUGAUGGGUGUACCCAUACAGGAAGCCUACAUUGUCGCUGAGCUCAUUGGUACCAAGCUCUUCCUCAACGAAUUCAUUGCUUAUAAAGAACUUUCUGAACUGAAGAACAACAGGCUCAGUGGCCUGACUGAAAACACCAUCUCUGUCAGGUCAGAAACGAUUUGCACCUUUGCACUGUGUGGCUUUGCCAACUUCAGUUCACUUGGGAUUGUCAUCGGGGGCUUGUCUUCCAUCUGCCCAUCAAGAAAGAGUGAUAUUUCCAAUCUUGUGCUAAGGGCACUCUUCACUGGUACUUGUGUGUCACUGAUGAAUGCCUGUAUUGCAGGGCUUCUCUUUAUGCCUCUGGACUGUGUGGAGCUUUUUAACACGUCUGUUUUCGAAGUCACCAACCCUGACAUUAAAACAUGCUGUUAUGACCUCUUUGGAAGCACUGGAACCAACAAUGGGACCUUGUCGUUUGAGGGUAUUUGGAAUCAGGUGCCAAACGCCACAAUCUACUUCAACAAAUGUUGUAGUUUCUACAAUGCGACAACGUGCUAGUAAACACAACUAUUCAAAGGGGUUUUUACACUGAAGCAAGAUGGUGGUUCCUGGUUUGUACCAUUUUUAUACAUGUAGCAGGAAUGUGUUUGCAUUGAAAAGACAUGAGAUAUAGAGAUACUGAGCAUAUCCUAUUCAUCCUAAUCCUCUUUUGACAAUGUCUUGCCAAUGUAUUUAUUCUAAUUGUAAGAAACAUAACCUAUUGCUUUUUGUUGUAUACAUGUGUAAAUUAGUGAACAAAAUUGCAGAUCCAAGUUGAUAAACUUUUAGUUAUGAUUUUCUUUUAUCUUUUGAGAAUGUAUGAAUACUGAAAAGAUAUUAGGGAAAUAUAUCCUAAAAUGUUAAAUAUGCCUUUGUAUAUAUUUCUUUUAAAGAAUUGUAAAGUUAGUAAUUUUUCAUUAUUUACCUUCAAGAUAUCAGGAAGAAUGUACAUGCAAUUUUGUAAAUAUAUUAAUUUGUUAAAGGCAUUGCAUACAUUUAUGCCAGAAUGGACUCUUAUUAUUUGUACUGUACAUUUUUAUUUUUUUAUAAAAACAGUUGACACAACAGCACCACACACACUUACCUAACGCACAAGAUCAAAAAGUAGUCUUACUCUUAUUCUUUCUUUUUCUUUCUUUCUUCCUUUCUCUCUCUCCUCUCUCUCUCUCUCUCUCUCUCUCUGUCUCUUACAAACAUACACACGCGCGCACCCACACAAACUGAGACACACUACACACAUUCUGUAUUAUCAAAUGAUAAUUGAGGAACAACAAGGCAAUGCAUUAUCUCUUUUGAAUCAGUCAUCUACAGAAAUCCAUCUAGUUUUAUAAGCUGUAAAAUUCUUAAUGAUAGGGUUCGCAAUAGCUCAUCAGAAAAAUGAAAGUGUUGAUAUGACAUCUCAGUAGAAAAGGGGUUCUAGGGGGUGGAAGUCCAUGAAGGAGUACUGAGUUAUCUGAAUAAAGGCAUUGGUUGAAACAUU